AUGGGCAUCCCCAAUCCCAACCUCGGAAAGAUGCAGAGCAUGUUCUACUUCGACGGGGAACUAAUCCCGGAGCCCGAGUACGAUCCCCGCCAGGUCAGCAACUGGGUGAACGUCUACAUCAAACCACGGGACUCCCAUUCUAACGACGAGACACUCAUGCGCACAGUCGCAGCUUACAUUCGAACGAACACUGCUUCGAUCUCCGCCCAUGCCAAGCAUCAUGAUCACCCACUAUGCGUCUCUAUCAAGGUGCCCGGAGAUUACCAUUCCAACAAGGCGUCUAUUCUCGCGGCGGCCGAGCUGCAGGCUGACUACUAUUGCCAGGAGAUUCGGAAUGGGAGAGUGCGGAUUAAUCGGGCUUUGCUUUUCAGGCCUCAUGCGCAACACCAGAGUUGA
Molecule: messenger RNA, 396 nt
Organism: Penicillium robsamsonii
Lineage: Eukaryota; Fungi; Ascomycota; Eurotiomycetes; Eurotiales; Aspergillaceae
Exons: 1
Coding region: 1-396 (131 amino acids)
Source: RefSeq, a predicted model, not a curated record